GGAACGAUGAGAUUGCUCCUGUAUCUGCUCUUCCUAAUGAUGGUCAAGCCCUCAAGGAGCUUUAAUGUUGACACUGGCAAGACGUGGAUGACCCCACACACGGCCUCUUUGUUGUGGCCCACGGUUCUUCAGCACUCGGAUGGGAACACAGCUAUGAUUUUGGCAACUUCCUCAGUAGACAGAGGCCUGGGCAGGCUGAGGAAGUGCACUGUUUUGCAGGAGGAGAUCCAGUGCCAGGAGAUACCUCUGAGAGGAAAGAUUAAAGGCUCCAAAAAUGUCCAGGAUGGUGGCAUAGCUAUUGACAGGAAUUCAGAUUGGAUCCUGGCCUGCCUGCAGAAGAAGCACCGCCGAGCCUUCACCACGACCGAGGACAUGAGCGGAGUCUGCACCCUGCUCACCAGCGACCUGCACAGCGCGGCUUUCCUCAACCUCACCAACAUGGUUGAGACCAAACUAAAUGGCAUUCAGAGGAAACCCAGCAACGAGGAGACUGCUGGCAGCAGCAGUGCUUGUGGUGAGCUCUUCGGCAGCACAGGAAACAACCACAGCUGCAAAGAGGUGGGAGCAGAGAUUGCUGUCAUUCUGAGUGGAUCAGAGAACACCGAGCCCCGUGAUUUCCAAAACGCCAAGACCUCUGUCCUCAAUCUGAUGAAGUCAAUGUGGCAGAAAUGCUCAAAGGUCAGGUUUGCUGUGGUGCAGCAUGGAGCUCAGAUCCAAACUGAACUGAGCCUGCAAGAAAGCUGCAACAGACUAAGUGCCUUCUUCAAAGUCCGAAACAUCAAGCAGCAGAGCUCCCGGACUGACGUGGCAGCCACACUGCAGCAUGUGUUGGAUAAAGUCUUUGAAAGCCACAGCUCCAGCCAGAAUGUUGAGAGGAUUAUCAUUGUCAUGGCAUCUGGGCAAGUAUUUGUGGAAAACCAUAGGCUGAGAAAUGUGAUGAACUCCCUGGAAAUGGCUCUGGUCAAACUCUAUGCUCCUGGGAUUGGAGAGUUCAUAAGCAACAAGUGGGUCCCAGAAGAGCUGCAAAAAGUUGGAGGUGACUGGUUGGUGCUGUCCACAUAUGAAGAUUUUGACAGUUUCCUUCUGGAGUUGGAGAGAGAGACUCUGAGUGAUCCAGCUGAAAAUAUUCCAACUGAAGAACCAGAGCACGGAGACACUGACAGUGGUGACAGCAAGUUCCCUCCCUGGAUGGAGGAGGACAAAGAGGAGGAGGAGGAAGAUGACCUGCCUUCUGGAACAGAGAUUGCUUUUAUCCUGGAUGGAUCAGGGAGCAUUACACCAGAAGAUUUUGAAAGGGCAAAAGCAUUCAUCCACAAGAUGAUGAAAACGCUGUAUAAGAAGUGCUUUGAGUGUGAUUUUGCAGUGGUGCAGUAUGGGUUUGAAAUCAGAACCGAGUUUGACCUGAGAGAAAACUUGGAUCCUCGUGCCACCCUCCAGAAAGUCCUUGAUAUUGUGCAGGUGUGCAACGUGACAAAGACAGCAUCUGCCAUGCAGCAUGUCCUGGAUUCCAUCUUCACUGAAAGUCACGGGUCCCGCAGGGAUGCAGCCAAGGUCAUGGUUGUGCUUACAGAUGGGGAAAUACUCCUGGAUGAAAUGAACUUGACAACAGUGAUAAAUUCACCCCAAAUGGCAGGAAUCAAGCGCUAUGCCAUCGGGGUGAGUUGGGAAUCUACUUGGGCCCUAAAUGAAUUGCGGUUAAUUGCAUCUGGUCCAGAUGACUCUAAUGUAUUUCAGGUGACCAAUUAUUCAGCCCUAGAUGGGCUGCUUUCAACCCUGCAGCAGAGUAUUAUUGGUAUAGAAGGUACCCAGGGUGAUGCUCUGGAAUUUGAGCUUGCACAAGCUGGUUUCAACGUGCAGAUCUUGGAUAAGCAAGUCUUGGUGUUUGGUGCGGUGGGCGCCUUCGACUGGUCUGGUGGCAUUCUGCUGUAUGAUCUGGCAACCAGCACUGCUGUUUUCCUGAAUGAAUCUAAAGAAGAAGCCAAAAAAGCUAAAUACAGUUACCUAGGGUACAGCGUGGCAGUGGCACACACAGAGUAUGGACCCUUGUAUGUGGCUGGAGCUCCACGACACAGCAUGAGAGGGAAGGUGUUGGUGUUUCAGGAUGGCCACUUAAAGCAAACCCUGCAAGGAGAACAGGUUGGAUCUUAUUUUGGAUCUGAGCUCUGCCCACUUGAUGUGAACCAUGAUGGGAUGACAGAUCUUCUCCUUGUUGGAGCUCCGUUUUACCACGUCCGAGGGGAAGAAGGAAGGGUUUACGUCUAUCGCCUGGAGACAGAGACUGGUUUAUUCACCUUGCAAGGACACUUAAAUGUGCAGGUGACCUCUCCUUUUGCAAGGUUUGGGUUUACUGUGGCUACCAUUGGAGACAUCAAUGGGGAUGGAUAUGAGGAUAUUGCAGUUGGAGCCCCCCUUGAAGAUCAGCUUUCAAACAGUUCCUCUUUUGGCAGCAUUUACAUCUUUAAUGGUGAUAAAGACAACAUCAAGAGCUCUUUUUCUCAAAGAGUAAAAGCCUCUGAAAUUUCUUCAGGACUGCAGUAUUUUGGACAAUCCAUUGAUGGUGGCUUUGACUUCACUAAUGAUGGUCUCCAAGAUAUCACAGUGGGAUCCCUGAAGAACGUGGUUGUGCUCCGGUAG
Colius striatus (speckled mousebird) is the source of this 2634-nucleotide messenger RNA. RefSeq names its product integrin alpha-E. Lineage: Eukaryota; Metazoa; Chordata; Aves; Coliiformes; Coliidae. Gene Ontology annotation, cellular component: integrin complex; external side of plasma membrane. The record is from RefSeq and is a predicted model, not a curated record. Bases 7 to 2634 code for a protein of 875 amino acids. Gene Ontology annotation, molecular function: integrin binding. Gene Ontology annotation, biological process: cell adhesion mediated by integrin; cell-matrix adhesion; cell-cell adhesion. The transcript has 21 exons.